Messenger RNA from Zygosaccharomyces rouxii, 1314 nucleotides. RefSeq names its product transcription regulator GAL80 (gene GAL80). Bases 1 to 1314 code for a protein of 437 amino acids. The record is from RefSeq and is a predicted model, not a curated record. The transcript has a single exon. NCBI's taxonomy places the organism in Eukaryota, Fungi, Ascomycota, Saccharomycetes, Saccharomycetales, Saccharomycetaceae. Gene Ontology annotation, molecular function: nucleotide binding.
AUGUAUCACAACAAAAGAUCAGCUGUUUCGACGGUCCCCAAUGAGGAUCCUAUAAGGGUUGGAUUCAUUGGAUUAAGCUUUUCCAAAGGAUGGGCAUUAAAGACACAUAGGCCUGCGAUUCUCCAACUAUCAUCACAAUUUGUCAUUACUGCGGUUUAUGAUGAGGAUGAAAAAAUGGCUAUAGAUACGAUUGAACGGUUAAAAUUAGUUCAUGCAAAACCAUUUACUGAUUUAGAAUCAUUUUCCACUUUUGAGAAUGUGGAUAUGAUUGUUGUUAGUGUUCAAGCUUCUCAACAAUAUGAGAUUGUAAUGCCGUUAUUAGAAUUUUCCAGGAGAAAUAGUAAUUUAAAAUACCUUUUCAUAGAAUGGGCGUUUGCAUCUAAUUUACAGCAGGCUGAGAAAGUAUAUCAGGCCGCUGCUAUUCGCGGAUUGCAAACCAUAAUUGCAUUACAAGGUAGGAAAAGUCCGUACAUACAAAGGGCCAAAGAAUUGAUUCAUGAAAAUAAUAUUGGUGAAAUAAAUUCAAUUGAAAUUUCGUGUAAUGCCUGUUGGUAUGGAUAUGAGAGAUCAAGAAAAGUUGCUAAUGGUAUGUUCGAGAUGGGUAAUGGACUUGACCUUGUAACGACAACAUUUGGUCAUACCAUUGACCUUUUACAAUACAUUACAGAAUCUUAUUUUUCCAAAAUCAAUGCAUUAAUCUUCAAUAACAUUCCAGAACAAAUGCUAGUUGAUGAUCUGGGGAAUCCAAUGGGUCGUACUUCGCCAAAGACGGUACCUGACCAUCUUUUAUUCCACGGUUGUCUACAGAGGGGCAAUGUGCCCGUCAGUUGCACGAUUAAAGGUGAUAAACCCACUAAAAAAUUCACCAAAAAUUUUAUUAUCGAUAUACAUGGCACUAGAGGUGAUAUUAAAAUUGAAGGUGACGCAGGUUUUGCAGAAAUGUCUAAUUUAGUACUCUAUUACAGUGGGAUACGAGUUAACGAUAUUCCAAUCGCUAGCGAUAAUGGUCAUCCCGUUCAACCAUCAUUGGAUCAAGGUAAAGAAUUUAUGGAAGUGUACCACCUGCGAAAUUAUGAUGCUGUUCAUGGGAACGUUUUCCGAUUAUAUCAAUCUAUUGCAGAUUUCCAUUUUAACACUAAAAAUAUACCCAAUCUACCAUCACAAUUUGUCAUGCAAGGUUUUGAAUUUGAAGGUUUCCCCACUUUAAUGGAUGGCUUAAUUAUUCGUCGACUGAUCGACAGCGUCUACAGAAGUAAUUCGAUGGGGGCUACACUAGACGUCACUCAUAUUUUGCAAUUCCCAUCAAGCGUUUGA